UGUGUGUAUAUAUAAACUUGCAUGCGUGAGGAGCACACAUCUUAUCUCUUUUACCGUUAUUCCUGUCUACCAUCACUGGACACACCACCUUGUAAGGAGAAAAGAGGACUACACGUUGGGGCCAUAGCAUGCCACUUUCCCAGAAUGCUUUGGGACUUUGUUAAAUUACACCCAGAGAGACAGCAGAGAGCUCAGUGUCAGUGUGUGUGCAGUGGAAAAAGGGAUUACUGACUUCUGAAGAGUAUCUGGGCUGAUUCUAAAGAACAGAGCCACCAGCAUUGUCUUGGUGUGUUGUCAACAAUUUAGUAGUAAAAUAAUCUCACUGAGUGAGUUGUAGUUUCAGUGUGUGUGUGUGUGUGUGUGUAUGUGUGUUUUAGACACCAAUUCUCACCAUGGCUCUGACCAGCUCUUCAUCCAGCCGUUCCUCCUCUUCCUCGUUCCGCUCGUCAGCCUGCUACAGCAGUUCCAGCACCUACCGGUCAGAGGGGUCUGGUGGUGGGGCGGCGGUCCCCCUGUUUGAGCCUUUCCUGGAGGCAGCAGGGGUGGGACCCCAAAGCCUGUUUAAAGAGGAGGGGGAUGUGGCCCCCCUGUGUCUGGCCCCCUUCAGCCGACACUGCAAAGACUCUUACGGGCAUCCAGGCCCAACAAGUGGCACUGUGACAGGUCGUCCUGCCAGUAUGGGCGUGGUCAGAUCGUUGGGGGAUAGUUACUACAUGUCAGCUGACGUCAGUCAGUUUGAACCUCAUGACAUAGUGUUGAUGGCCUACAACCACAACAUAGUCAUCCACGCUGAAAAGGUGUUGGAGGAUGGGAGUGUCAGUGAUACGUUUACCCAUAAUUCCCUGCUACCGGAGGACAUGGACCCCCUGUCGGUCAGUGGCACACUGACCCCUGAGGGCAUGCUGGUGGUCAGUGUCAUGAGGAUCCCCACUAUGGGGGUGAUGGAGCCCCCUACACCCCCCGCAUACCGCUCUGAGGCACACCUUGGACCUCCACACCUCUGACUGACUUCAGAUGGUUUUCUAUUUUCACCCUCCAGUUUUAUACAUAGAAGAGAUGUGAUGUACUGAAACACUAUCGUUAAAAAAUGAUUUGAUUUCAGUUGAUUUAUUUUUGUUUAUGGGUUAAUGUUGAUUGUUGAUUUAAUAAAUGAAUCAUCUUCAAAGAAAAUGCAUCAUUAACGUUGUACCAUAUUAAAGUAACAUGGGGUUUGGUUUAUUACAUACACAGCGCAUCCUAGUCAAAGAAAAGUUCAGACCAGGUUACAGAUAGACCCCCCCCCCCCCCCAAACUGAACACACUGGGUAGACCUGAGAUAGAGCUCUGUUCAUGAAUAAGGGACUAGCUAUUUCUUGCAUAUUUCCUGACAAUGAAUACUUGUCCAGAGCCAUAGAGCCAGUAGUAUCUUGGAUGAUAAUUGGUCUGACAAGUUUUAAGAGAAGCAAAAAGAAAUCCCAUGCUUGUCAUCUCUCCUCUCCAUCUCCUAGCCUCUCGCUCACACAGUAUCAGUCGUAAGUCAGAGUUUAGUUUGCUCAGGGAAACUUUCUUCAUAGAGCCCUCUGCACUUUUUUUUUUUAGCAGCAAUUACAUCAAUCUGCCUGUCUGACUAUGAGUCACAGUUAAAAUAGUCCCCCCUUGUAUCCUCCUUACUCUCUGCCAAUCUGAGGAGACGGACUUUUACUGUGACACCUUCAUUUAUUAUUAAUCAAUAUGAAGUCCACAUCGCCUGGGACAGGAGAUGAAACUGAAAGUGGUUGUAUUGAGCAUGUGUAAAACUGUUCCAAGGCCUAGCACCACCAUCAAAAACUAGCACCGGCACCAGCACCACAAUACAAAUUACUUGUAUGCCAAUAAACUACAGAAGAUGGGUAAAAAAUUG
This is a messenger RNA of Salvelinus fontinalis (brook trout), 1879 nucleotides long. RefSeq names its product heat shock protein beta-7-like. The record is from RefSeq and is a predicted model, not a curated record. The coding region runs from base 393 to 1004 and encodes 203 amino acids. The transcript has 3 exons. NCBI's taxonomy places the organism in Eukaryota, Metazoa, Chordata, Actinopteri, Salmoniformes, Salmonidae.